CUGACUCUCUGUCCUCAGGCUCCCCAAUAUGGCCCUGCCCCCACGCCUGGGCCCUACACCCCCCUCAGAGCCCUUCAGCCACCCGCCUGGAGCCCCUAGGGAACUGAACACAUCUGGAUGCACCAUCUGCUCCGCCUCUGGAGAGGAGAGAAUCAGGUCAGAACAGGCCCAGAAGCUGGGGCAGGACUCCUUGGACCCUCCCGAGCCCUUCCAGGGUGGGCCGAGGGGCACUGAGCUUGCUGCUGGCCUCCCCAGAUUGCCAACGCCCCCUUCUCAUGAGGACUCGGCUGGGGCCAAACACCGUGAGCGCCCCAUCUCUGGCUGGGGAUUAGAGGCUGAGCAGGACAGCCUGCAUCUUUGCCUUUUGGGGCUGGGCCUCCGGCUGCAGGACCUGGAGCAAGGCCUGGGGCCCUGGGCAUCAGCCCAGAGCAGGAUGGUCCAGCUGCAGGCCCUACAGGCAGACCUGCGUGGGGCAGCUGAGCGUUUAGAUGCACUGCUGGUGUUCGGUGAGGGGCUGGCACAGCGGAGUGAGCCUCAGGCCCGGGCAUCCCUGGAGCAGGUCCUGAGGGCCUUCAGAGCCCACCGAGACAGCAUCCUCCGGCAGCUGUGGCGGCUGCAGGCCCAGCUGGUCAGCUACAGCCUGGUGUUUGAGGAGGCCAGCACACUGGAGCAGGACUUGGAGGUCGAGGGGGACUCAGACGGGCCAGGACCUGGUGGGGUCUGGGGGCCCUGGGCACCCAGUAGCCUCCCCACUCCCGCAGAGUUGGAGUGGGACCCGGCGGGGGACGUUGGGGAUCUCGGGCCUUUGGGGCAAAGGACAGCCUGGACACCAGGGACUCCCUGUGAGCUGUGUGGCCGCAGGGGCCCCCAGGGCAGGGGACAAAGCCUUGAGGACAUGCUCAUGUCAGGCCUCAGCCACCGGAAACACUUAACAGGUCACCGAAGACGGUCCCUGCUCCGGAAGUCUCAGGACAAGAUGAGGCAAGCAUCUCCCAAUGUCCAGGAUGUGAUGCUGGAGGUAGACCCUGGAUCCCCCACUCCUGCAUCCAGGCGGCCCCUGACCUUCCUCCUCCUCCUCCUUUUCCUUCUGCUGGUGGGUGCCACAUUGCUCCUGCCCAUGUCAGGGGGCUCCUGCUGCUCUCCUGCCCGACUGGCCAGGACACCUUACCUGGUGCUCAGCUAUGUCAAUGGUCCUCCCCCAAUCUGACUACACAGUCCAGACAUAUGUAAUAAAUGGUCACUGUCAAA
Messenger RNA from Orcinus orca (killer whale), 1248 nucleotides. It is a transcript of the gene SYNE4, whose product is annotated as spectrin repeat containing nuclear envelope family member 4. The transcript has 8 exons. The coding region runs from base 29 to 1207 and encodes 392 amino acids. The record is from RefSeq and is a predicted model, not a curated record. Gene Ontology annotation, cellular component: nuclear outer membrane; meiotic nuclear membrane microtubule tethering complex; nuclear envelope. Gene Ontology annotation, biological process: establishment of epithelial cell apical/basal polarity. Lineage: Eukaryota; Metazoa; Chordata; Mammalia; Artiodactyla; Delphinidae.